GAACCAGUGCGGUUCUUAUUUCAUCCCACAUCCUCUCCGUCCUGCCGGCCGUAUUUUUCUUUGUUCUCCAAAGAAGUUGUAAAGACAUGGCCCAGCAAGAAAUGAUCUACAGAACUUCUGCCAUGUCUCACGGAUCCUGGAAUUCCUCGCGCAGCGUCAUCUACGAUGACGGCUCAUAUUCAGGUAGCGCCCGUGAGAACGGAUACCCAAGUUCAAGUGUGAUUUACUCGUCCGGAUCCGGUCCAUCGUAUAGUUCACCGGCCAGCGUGUCGGUAGUGGGGACUAGUGGUCCAGUCGCGCGGCACCAGUCCGCCUACACUUCAUCGCCGGUUUACAUCUCGAGAGCGCAGUCCGGGCAAUAUGGAAAUUCUUCCGGGGCGGCGUACGGUUCGUAUACUAGCACGAGCUCUCAGGGCUGGGAUGCCCCAGACAGAUACUCUCCGACGGACUCCGUUGAUGAUAUCAUCACAUCUCCCGGUCUAUCGGAUUACACCCUGGAUAACGGUGGCGGAGGUGCCUCGUCAGUAGGAAAAUCUAAGAACAGUGGCAAGAGCCGUCCCCAGAGACGACCAUCUAACAGAGAUGAGUUCGACGGACCACACCAGUUUCUAGCGAGACCUCCGCCGGAUUAUGUUGCUAUGCAGGAGAGAGAGCUGCCGCAUCUCCCAACGAACCUUCUGGUGCAAGAGCAGGAUAGUGUCCUGACGCAAGUCAACGAUCGACUCUCGCAGUGCGCGUUCGACUUUGUUGCCAAAUACCAGUUUCCGAUCCCGUUGACCCAGGAUAUGAGGCCCGUCGAGAGGCCCCAGGAUAGAGAAUGGACCGAAUGGGUUUACUUACUGAAGCGUCUCGCAACGAAGAGGCGGAUACCCGCCCGGGUCCUCUAUAACGGACAGAUCAAGCAAUUCGUGACCAUCCUGGAAAAUUCUUUGGAAAUGCGACAUGCCGCAAAGCAUCAGUCGCGCCCGUUAAAGGAUGACCGUAACAUCCUGCAACUGAUCAGCGCCGGUAUCCAGGUUGCGAAGAUCCUCAAGGACGCAGCCGCCAUGGACUACCUGGACAGACUAUACGUUUCAACCGAACAACAGAUUCAGGAACGAAGUGCUGCAGCAUCGGCACGGUUCCGCUGAACAAAUACCAUCGGCAUCUUGGUCGAUGAUGAUAUCAACGUUUUUCCUCUCGAGGCUUUUUUGAUGGGCCACCGAGACUCGCCCCGAGGGCA
Molecule: messenger RNA, 1222 nt
Organism: Annulohypoxylon maeteangense
Lineage: Eukaryota; Fungi; Ascomycota; Sordariomycetes; Xylariales; Hypoxylaceae
Exons: 3
Coding region: 87-1130 (347 amino acids)
Source: RefSeq, a predicted model, not a curated record